Lampris incognitus (smalleye Pacific opah) is the source of this 3813-nucleotide messenger RNA. It is a transcript of the gene zbtb7b, whose product is annotated as zinc finger and BTB domain containing 7B. NCBI's taxonomy places the organism in Eukaryota, Metazoa, Chordata, Actinopteri, Lampriformes, Lampridae. The transcript has 4 exons. The record is from RefSeq and is a predicted model, not a curated record. Gene Ontology annotation, biological process: regulation of transcription by RNA polymerase II; positive regulation of gene expression. The coding region runs from base 179 to 1906 and encodes 575 amino acids. Gene Ontology annotation, molecular function: protein binding; RNA polymerase II cis-regulatory region sequence-specific DNA binding; DNA-binding transcription factor activity, RNA polymerase II-specific.
UACAGAGGCCGGUCAGGUGGGGAGGCGACGGGUCAAUACAGGUGACACACCGGCGCUCAGCUGACGACGUCUGCAGCCUCUGCUGAAGACCCGGAGCAGUGGACAGACAGGAAGAGAGAGGGGGGGAAAAGGAAAGCCGGCACUUAUCUUCCCCCAAGUUUAUGGACUGGAGGUGGCAAUGUCUCCAGGAGAGGACGACCUGAUUGGGAUCCCCUUCCCGGAGCACAGCAACGAGCUCCUGUCCCAUCUCAAUGACCAGAGGAGGGCGGGACUCCUGUGUGACCUCACGCUGACCUCCCGCGGGGCGCGCUACCUGACCCACCGCUCCGUCAUGGCCGCCGUCAGCCUCUACUUCCGCCAGCUGUUUGGGGCGGAGGAGGUGGGAGGGCAGGGAGGCCGGGAGGCCGAGGGGGGCGGAGGAAGCUUCCGCGUGUGCCAACUGGACUGCGUGGCGCCCGACGCCCUGGACGCCCUGCUGGAGUUCGCCUACACGGCCACGCUGACCAUCCGGAGCUCCGGGAUGAGGGACGUGCUGCGCGGGGCCCAGCUCCUCGGGAUCAAGUGCGUGGCCGACGCGUGCAGGGAAAUCCUGGGGGAGACGGCGGAGGCGGAGGUGCAGGCGGAGGAGCGGGCCCAGCACGCCGAGAGGGAGAGAGCGGCGGCGGGCGAGGGCCGGGCGGAGAAAGGCUCGAGGAGAAAGACGGACAGGAAAAAGGUGAAGAAAUUCGAGUCGCACCCCGCCGCCGUAAGCCCGCUGCCCCCGCCGCCCGCCAUCUCCCACCGCUCCCCUGUACUGGAAAGCCUCCACUCCCUGCCCUGCACCCAGCCUCCUAGCCCCGAACGGGAGGAGCAGCAGCACCACCACCACCACCACCACCACCUCGAAGCUGGGCAGAACGGGGACCCCGGCAGAGGCAGAGCCGCGGAGCAGAGGACCACCGUGAACGGGGGGGUUCACUGGCCACGCAAACAACCCCCUGGAGCCCACCCUCCGCCUGCCCCACCCUCAAACGAUAGGCUGUCGGAGAACGAAGAGAUGGAGGGUUUCGGCAUCGACGGUGUCGUGGCUCCCACCACGACGAUCCCCGCCUCUGUGGUGGAGCGAGGGUUGGUGGCGUCCGCCGUGAGCGGGGGCAGGAAGAGGAAAUCCCAGACGCCUCAGCAGUGCCCCGUCUGUCAGAAGAUCAUCCACGGGGCGGGGAAGCUGCCCCGCCACAUGAGAACCCACACCGGAGAGAAGCCCUUCCAGUGCUCCGCCUGCGGGGUCCGCUUCACCCGGAAUGACAAGCUGAAGAUCCACAUGAGGAAACACACCGGCGAGCGUCCCUACCCCUGCCCCCACUGCCCGGCCCGGUUCCUGCACUCCUACGACCUCAAAAACCAUCUGUCCCUGCACAGCGGGGCGCGGCCCUUCGAGUGCCCGCUGUGCCACAAGGCCUUCGCCCGCGAGGACCACCUCCAGCGUCACCGCAAGGGCCACAGCUGCCUGGAGGUCCGCACGCGCCGGCCCAGGCGUGGGUCCGGGCACGGGGAGGAGGGCUCCGGGGAGGGAGGCGGGAGAGAUCGGUCCAGCCCGCUGGAGCCUCACCCUCUGCAAGCCCACUCGUCGGCGUUCCUCCCCCGCAGGCUGCUGAGCGGGGGAGGAAACGGGUCCGGCGCCGGCCCCAUGCUGAUGUUCCAGGGCGACGUCGAGAGGGAGAGGUCUCUCGCCCUUCAGGCGCUGGCCCACCUCGGGACUCACGGGGUGCCGGGGUACCCCGUCCCUGACCUCCUCCUCCGGGGCCUGGAGCCACGAGGGGCCAGGGAGGCCGAGGAGGAAGAGGAGCCAGGAGGAGGACACUCUCCUGCUGUUCGACAUGACAGAUGGGGAGAGGAAAUGGGAGAGGAGGAGGAAGAGGAAGAAUAGUGUGGGUGUGUGCGUGUGUGUGUGUGUGUGUGUGUGUGAGAUUAAGUCUCCGGAUUAAAUGAAUAAAUAAAAUCUCACUCAGGUGGCCGGACGAAAUGACCCGCUGCUCAAUUUAGGGAGCGCUUAAAAAAAUGUAAAAAAAAAAAAAAAGAUAUAAAAGAUGCAAAAAGAAAAAAAAUGUAAACGGGUUUUCAAAUUCAUUGUAAGUUUGUUUUUGUUCCUUCGUUUCUUUGAAUUUGAUUCUAUCCGGCUGUUUUUUUUAUCUGUUUUUAGUUUGCUCUGUAACUGUUUUGUACUUGAUGUCCGGCCUGUUCCUUCGUUGCUUUGGAGCCGCCGCCGCCGCCGGGCGUGCCGGGCGUGCCGGGCGUGUUCGUCCCCGGGACGUCUUUCUGUCACUAUGCAAACUGAAAUCCAGUGCUGACACGCGCAAGAGUGCUUGAAAAAUGUAUAUUUUGGUCAAAUCACACAAUGUAUUGAUCCAGGUGCAAUUUAGAAGUCAUAUCAGGUGGGAGAGGACGAGUUGGUGUGCGCAGUGACCUCUGCUGGCCGCGGGUGGGAGUACAAGUCAAACGCAAUCAGGGUUAGCUCGGUGGCUUACAAGCAAUAAUGCUUUUCCAACCUUUCUGGGUAAAUGGCGGGAAUAUUCCCUGUUGCCGGGUGCUUAAACCAAAGAUUUUAGCUCCACUACGUCUUAAGUCGUAAGAGGGAGAGGAGAGGUGGGGUCGUAGCCAUAGUUGGGGUUGGGUUAUUUUCCCCCAACCGUUUUGAUAGCCAUGAGAGAGGAACUACUUCUUUUAUGUGAGUGUCUCUGAGCCACGGUGCUCUACAUAAAAUGCCUGACCAAAAAAAAACAAAAAACAAAAAAAAAACACCAAAAAAAAAACCAAAACCUAACAAAUUCCGGGUCAUUUAGUAAUUGUUUAUUAGAAAUAUGGGUUGCUUUUUGCGUGUAAUUUUUUUUUUUUUGUAUGUUGUGGACCAUUCCUCCUUUCCAAAAGGCUGUCCUUCAGUCUUCCAAUGCACUCUUUUGCAUUUCCUUGUUUGCAAAAAAAAAAAAAAACAAACAAACAAAGAAAGAAAAGAAAAGAGAGAAGGAGGCGCCGACGAGCAGAACCGCUCACCCUCUCCUUCUCUAUUUAUUUAUUUAUUUUUUUGUUAUUUAUUGGAGGCGUUUCUGUUUAAAACCUGUCGCGGGACCUAAAUCAGGGGGCUUGACAUGGGACACCUACGUACGCAGAGCAGGGGUCCUUCCGAUUCUGUUUUGGGUUUUUUUUGUUUUUUUUUAUCCUCAAGUCUUAACGAGAAGCUGCAUUGUGUUUGACAUGUCGGUGGAACAUCUCCCCCCCCCCCCCAAAACAACACCAAAAUGCCCCCUUGUAAGGGCUUUUAUGUGUCUUCUGUUGGCAAUUCUUCCGCUUACGCAUUCUUUGCACAUUUGGAACCGACCCCAUCAGGUACUACUGGAGCGAACCGGGCACAUUCCAGCCUCUGGGGCAGAUAGGAGAGAGAGGGGGAGGAGGGGAGGGACCAGAGGAGAAGGGUCAAGAGGGGUCAAAACCUUUCGCGGAGCUGCAACGCCGCAACAAGCCGUCGCCGCUCUGCUGCUGCCGGGGUGGAGCGGGGGUGGAGCAGCGGGGGUGGAGCAGCGGGGUCGUGGCUGGUUAGUUAAGUACUGUAUGACUCGCCUCGGCAUGGCGGUCCUUUAGUAGUCGGACCUCCGUAGAGUCCAGGGGGCCAUUGGCGUGUCUCGGAGCACCUCCUUCGUGCUCUCCUCGGAUGACCCUUGAGACUAUAGUGGCCGCGAGGGCCUUUUGCAGAGAAGUAGGCUGAUAAUGCCCCUUCUCCACCACGUGGUUCCGGCUCGGCUCGGCUCGCUUCUGUGUCGUUUUCCACUUCUGAGUCUGAUU